Messenger RNA from Daphnia pulex (common water flea), 1397 nucleotides. Its product is annotated as prenylated Rab acceptor protein 1-like. Bases 649 to 1242 code for a protein of 197 amino acids. The record is from RefSeq and is a predicted model, not a curated record. NCBI's taxonomy places the organism in Eukaryota, Metazoa, Arthropoda, Branchiopoda, Diplostraca, Daphniidae. Gene Ontology annotation, cellular component: Golgi apparatus. The transcript has 4 exons.
GUAUGAGCUCCUUUUUACCUCAUUUCGAACCUUUUUGUCACCGUAGCGGACAACUUAAUCCAAUUUACCGAGCCGUCGCAUUGGCUAAAGUCUUGACAGCAAAGUGCACUGUCGCGCAAACUCACUUUGGCAAUAAGUUCUAGCCUAGUGCUACACGUCUUGUGCAUUUCCUUAAUCAAAACCACAAUGUCACUUCUCGUUAGAAGUUGCGACUUGCGAGAUCGAUAUAUGUGAGCGUCUGUGCUUCAAAGCGGAAUGGUAAUAAAGUGAGGCAUAGCGUGUUAUUUAGCUACAUUAUUUUGACACGUGCACGCUAAGUUACAUUCCUUGUCAUUUUUAGUUUAUUGUGCAUAUGCUUCACUUGCUAAAAUGAAGUAAAAUACUUUCCAGUAAGAUUUUUUAUCACCCACAAUAUUUAUGCCACAUUUACAGGGUUAUAAUUCUUUGUCCAAAUUGCCCUGGGUAAAGAAAAAAAAUCAAAACUGUAAAUUUUCACAUUAAAUUUGCAUAAGAACUGAGAUCUCUCUUAUAUUACCGCAUAUCCCCGAUAAUUGCGUGCGUUGCACGCAAAGGCCACCUAGCGGUGCAUUAGCAUUUUGAAUACAAACACAAAACACUGCAACAGACGAUCCUCUGCCUCUGAGUCAAAUGGCUGACGUGGACAACUUGGAUGUAUCAGGAAAUUUGACGGAAUCGAAAGUUUUAGAUAAAAAACCUUCGUCGGAUUCCAUGAUGUCUCUUCCUGUCAAAUUCAAUCUCUCCGUCCCAGUUGCACAAGAAUGGCUUGGUUCACGGAGAAAAAAUUUGAAACCGUGGUUUAGAUUCGUACAAACCUCAAAAUUUCAGAGUCCCACAUCGGUUCCUGCACUUGGUUCAAGGAUCGUGAAAAAUGUUGAUCAUUUCCAAAGCAAUUAUUUGUGCAUUUUUAUCAUCCUCAUUUUAUAUUGUUUGUUAACAUCACCACUACUUCUGUUUGCUGUGGGCACUUCAUUAGGAGCUUGCUAUUUGAUAUCUAGAAAAAAUGAUGAUCAGAAGCUUAGUAUACUUGGUCACGAACUAAGUUUAGCUCAACAAUAUGGACUUAUUGCCAUGGUGUCCCUACCACUCUUUUAUCUGGCUGGAGCUGGAUCUGUGGUCUUUUGGGUUCUAGGUGCAUCUAUGUUUCUGAUUGUCCUGCAUGCAUCUUUUUACAACAAUGAAUCACCUGAAGAAAGUUUUGAACAACCAAUUCUACAGGUUUAGAAAAAAUUUUGUGUGAUGGUUAAGUUUAAUAUAUUAUUUACACACUGCUGCCUUAUAUAAAUUUACUAACAUUUUGAUUUUUCUGUGUUCUCAUAAAGCCAUGGUUGUACCUAUUUACGCCUUUCACUAACAAUAAAUUAUAACGAUAUCAAAAA